Callorhinchus milii (elephant shark) is the source of this 2634-nucleotide messenger RNA. RefSeq names its product natural cytotoxicity triggering receptor 3 ligand 1-like. Lineage: Eukaryota; Metazoa; Chordata; Chondrichthyes; Chimaeriformes; Callorhinchidae. The coding region runs from base 633 to 1424 and encodes 263 amino acids. Gene Ontology annotation, cellular component: external side of plasma membrane. The transcript is spliced from 8 exons. Gene Ontology annotation, biological process: T cell costimulation; cell surface receptor signaling pathway; positive regulation of T cell proliferation. The record is from RefSeq and is a predicted model, not a curated record.
GAUCAAAAGAAUGAAUAAUCUUUCCGAUGUCCUGAUUGGAGAUGCCCUUCACAGCAAGUAAGACGCAUCACGGGGUGGAAAUCAGCCAAUGUAAACGUAAACAAGCUCCGAAACCUUCUUACACCGCUGAAACGUCUCAAAGCGAUCACCAGAUUUUACUGUGCGUUUUGGAUCGAGCGACCAAUUUUAUCUGGGGAUUGUCAGACAGGAUGACAACAGACAGGACACCGAGAGACAGAAACUAGCGUCUCUUUUCGAUCAGGAUCUUUAACGCCUGCCCGGACGAAUGUGGCCUUGUUUAAUGUCUCAUCCGAAGGACAUCUGAGGCCCAUCUCUCAAGGGCUUAGGAAACGGAGUGACAGGUACGAAACAGAAAGCAUCAAAACGAUGCAUAUUCUACAGGUCUGUUCUUGUCUGAGCGAUAAGAAACCUUUGUUUUCUCCCCACCCAAUUCAGGAGCACAUAGCAACAAUAUUAGUCUACCUGCACACUUGCCAGGAACGUAUUGAGCUUCGGUUACUGCUGCUGCAGUGUCCUUCGGAGCGAGUCACCUUACUAGUUGUCCACCGUUAAAUAAACCGAGGAAGCUCGAUCCUUUCUCCAGUGACAGCCUUGGUUUCCGGACACGGAAUAUGGCUUCUCUUAUUGCCCUGGGGUUGUUGCUUCUCUUGACAGCUUUAUUGUCAGUGGCUCUGAAAGUGAUGCUGAGUCCACAGAUGCUGAAGACGGCCGUUGGGACGAACGUGACCAUAAACUGCGAUUUUGUCCCCGAUGCACCUGUUGAACCCCAGUUCCUGUUAGUGAGCUGGAAGAGGAACAACGAGCUUGUGAUCUCGUAUUUUAAGGGUGGCAUUCGUGUGUCCAGGGUUGGCACUCGGUUUGCUGGUGAGCUGGCAAAGGGCAAAGCAGCUCUGUUCCUCCCUGAGGUUGGUAUUGAAGAUCAGGGAGACUACGAGUGUACAGUCAUCGCCUCACCCGACGAGGGAUCAGCCACUUGCACUUUAAGGAUAUCAGCUUCCCCCAGUGUUCCCCCAGUUGGACCCCUGCUGGAGCUCAAGCCCGGGUUCAGGAGAUCAUUGCGCUGCGAGGCCUCUGGUUUCUACCCGGAAGAAAUUUCCAUUCUCUGGUUCAAGAUCUCAACCGUCGAGACCCUGCAAGAGAUGACCGGUCAGGAGAUCCAGAGAGGGAAUCCCGUGAGGAACAGCGACGGGACCUUCAGCGCUGUCAAUGUCCUAACCCUAAGGGCGCCUCCAGUGGUGGGAGGUGACAGUUACAUCUGUCAUGUGAGACAUGAAGCGUCCGAGACUCUUGUGAAACAAAGAGUGACCAUCACAGUUAUGGGAUCCCUUCCGUGGUAUUCCUGGUUCUCUAUCACUUGUGCUGUGAUUUUACUGAUGGCGCUUCUUGUCAUUUUAUCAUCAUAAAAUAUAAGCAACUGGUCGACCUUCCUUUAUGCCUCAAGUGUUUUUCAAAAGUUAAGGUGCAGAUACUUCUGCAGCCAGCGGAGGCCCUGCAAGGCCAAUUCACCAGUGGGAUCUGUUCCUUUCGUGGCUGUUCAUUGCAAGCGAGGAAGUGUGUCUUGGCCAUAAGGAAAAACGACGUCGAAACCCAGGUCCUGGAGAGGCAUUACGGAAGGGAAGACUCAGCCGAAAACAGGCUGAAGUUACUGGAAGAUUCCAUCAAUCACUUCACCGCCUUGGGCUGCCCCGAGCUUUCACCCAACAUCUUUAUAUCGUUUCCCGCGGAUGCAAGGAAACACGACAGGGCGGAGUUUGUGUAUCGGGUUAUUGAGACGAGAACGCAGAGAACCUGGGAAGCCAGCACGGGUUUCACGUCAUAGGAGUACCGCAGGAUAUCCAGCUGUUGGACCCUGGCCCAGUGAAGCACGGAGAUCACGAGACUCUGAUCUGUACUGUCACUCGGUUCAGCCCCAAAGCAUUGACUGUCAAAUGGGGAAUCGGAGCAAAGGGAAUUAUCCGCACGUUCUCGGAGGAAUCCUAUGGACCACCGGAAUAUAAGCCGUCGGUUCAACGCAUACGUUUUGCAGCGAUUGAAUAUGAGAUAAAGUCCCCCGAAUAUACCGAGAACAACGAUAGGACCGUCAGCUGUAGCUUUGGGCUCGCCUUUCAGGUGGACGUAGAUGCACAUGACCAGCGCGAGUUCCUGUGUGAAAUAAACCACGAGACACUGGAUUCUCCCUUAAAGAAACGUGUGUGUAUGACAGUAACAAGAGAGUGAGACAGCCUGAGCUGCUGUGUGACUGCACGUUCUACCCCGGGGAUCGAACCAUCCCCCAGCACAGAGCUGCCAGGAGAGAAUCGGAGAAACACACAAGUGACAGCGUCGAAGCCAGCGGGAGUCGAGGAGCACGGAGCGACUGUAGUGACUGAGGGACACUGGGGAGAUGUGCUGGUGUGUGUUUGCGAGAGAAGCGGUGAUGGGUCUCUGGGCCUUAGUUCACACCUUUCCAUCGAUGCUGACGGGAGACAGCAACAAUACGCGCUUCAUUAGGUGCUUAAUCACAGGGGAACAUCUCAGAGACGAUGUGACCCACAGAGAAAGCUGGGAAGGGAGUUGGGAUAUCAUAGAACCAUAGAAUUAGACUGCACAGAAGGAGCCAUUCAGCCUAUCGUG